AUGACUUCUCUCAGGCUUGCCGUGUUUUCUUCUCGUCCUAAUCCUAUUUUUAGACAACCAGAAACUUUUGUUUGCAUCAGAAAUAAAAGACAAAAUAAAAAAUUGCAUUCUUACAUUAUAGGCAUUGGAUAUUUAAAAAGAGAAAAGAGCCAAUAUAUUAACGGUCACUUUUUUCGACAGUAUUCGUCUUCAUCAAAAAGCAACGAUCCUUUAGGAUUAUUUACGAAUGAAGAUGGCAACAACAAUAGAACAAAUAAAAAUAAUGAAUCAUCUGAUUCACCAUUAAUAAACCCUCCAUCUUCUCAGCAGCGGUCAUCCACAUCAGGGAUGGACGCUUUCUCAUCAGCAAUCAACAAAAAUACAUCGCAACAGCGUUCCCAACAACUUUUCCAAUCCCAGUUCACCAACUCGCCAAUCUCCUCGACGGCAUCAAAACUAGUAAUGCAAGAACGCGAUCGACAAGUAAAGUCAGACGUAACCCGUCUUCUAAAAGACAUGUUAGAACGGUCGGCAUCAACGCACUUUAUUUACGUGACUGCCUCCUACAACAACACAAUCAUCACACUAACUGAUAAUAAACACAACCCGUUAGUCAGGCAAUCGGGUGGCACGGUCGGUUUCAAAAAAUCACAUCGUGGCGGGUACGAGGCGGCACAUCAGACUGCUGUGGCGAUUGCGACUAAGGCUAAAGAGAAAAACAUAAAGAUUAUGGAUGUGGAGAUUGUGUUGAAGGGGUUUGGACCCGGACGGGAUGCUGCAUUUAAGGCAUUGACUGCACCUGAGAAUGGAUGGAAUAUUAAACGAGUUACAGAUGCUACUCCGAUUCCAUUUAAUGGAUGUCGUCCGAGAAAAACCAGAAGAAUAUAA
Ambispora leptoticha is the source of this 867-nucleotide messenger RNA. The record is from the annotation of a GenBank genome assembly. Lineage: Eukaryota; Fungi; Glomeromycota; Glomeromycetes; Archaeosporales; Ambisporaceae.